AAACAUUAACAGAAAAUGUUAUGUGUAUCGAAGUGGAUGAACUGCUAAAUUGGUUCAUUUGUUCAGUUUAGUGAAUCGUUCGAUCGAACUUAUUCCGGAACUCUGCCAGACACCAGCCAAGAUGACCAAAGAUGUGGACAGCGCGGAAAUAGAUAAUGUUGGUGCAGUGGUAAAUGAUGAAAACAAGAUGCCGCUUCGGUCAGAAAACAAACCAAACGAUGGUGCCGCAUCGGAGUCGAAUGGCACGCAAAACGGUGAAAAUAAGUCGGAGUCAAAUUCGCCCCAACCCAACGGAAUUCAAAACAAUGAGGAUGCUGCAGAUGCUGAUGAGAACGAACUGCUUAAGCGCAUGCGUGGUGAUGCCGUUGGCGAGACAAUGUACAGCAAAAAGUUCAUAUUGCAGACACUGAUGCGUCUCAGCCAGCAGCCAGCGCAGACAGCAUUGGGGUUGGAGCUGGAGGAUGAUUUGUGCAAGGUGUGGGAUAUGUCUGUCUCGCCGGAAGUUGUCGCCCUGCUACUGGAGAAUGAUGCCAUCGAGCUAAUCAUGUUUGCCAUCUCAUCGAGUGAAGAUGUUCGCCUGUAUGAGAUACUUAUUGGACUGCUGGGCAACAUGUGCGCGCAGGUGGAAUGUGUGGAGCAGCUGACGGCACACGCGGAUUGGAUUGAGAUGCUGCUAAAGCUGAGCACUUGCAUGGACACAUGCAUGCUGCUCCAGCUGAUGCGUGUCUAUCAGUAUGUCAUGGCGCAUGUGGUCAGCGGCAAGGAGCAGCUGGCCAUCGAUUGGUACAUUUGCUUUGCCGCCUUCGAUAGCUCAGCAAAGAAUCUCGGCUUCAUACUGCAGCAAUCUGUUAGCGAUGAGCUGCUGAUAGCUGCGCUUAAGGCCAUUAAUGCUGUGCUGGCCAGCUGUGCUCUGGUGGAAGAGGAGAACGCCCAAACGCCAGACAUUAAGCUGAAACCCUUCUCCGAAGUGUUUCUAGUGCCUGAGCUGUGCGAUGGCGUCAAUAAUGCUUUUGUGCGUCUCAUGCGCGACGAUCUGGCGAAGCUAACAGAUGAGGUCGAUAGCGUUUCGGCUGAGCAGGCACCAGCCGGCGUUGAUGAUACCGAUGCGGAUGAGGAUGGCGACGAGUCGAGCACACCAAAAAUAAACUGCGAAAUCGAAGUAAUUCAAACCUACCUCAAUAUAUGCACCAUAUUAGUGCAGCUGCCAGAAGCGCAGUUAUCCAUGGAUCUAUAUGCCUCCAGCAUUAUGUUUUGUCUGACCCGCAUUUUACAAUUUCUGCAGCAGCCCAUGCAGCUGCUGCCACUGGGCGAGCGACAGGAGGAAUACCUAGAGGACUUGGCCCACAUAUGCAGCUGUCUGAAAUACUUCUAUGACAAGGCAGCUUUUGCUCAUCUGCUCAGCGUCUGGUCAAUUCUGCGACGGCACAUUGAAGACUAUGCCGAAUACGAUGAAAAUGAUUUUGAUGCCUACGAAGAUGAGCCACGUUCGCAGUACGAGGAAAAUGCAUUCAAACUGCUACGCCUGCUGGGUCAUAUGCUCGUCAGAGCUGACGUCCCAGUUUUGGCGAAGGAUAUACAAGAAAUUGAUGCCAUCAAAGUGGAAAUGUUGCGCGCUACUUUGCAAGCGGAACAGGUCGAAGAUGUGCUCCUUCAGAGGGCACAUCAGCGCCUCAGCGCGGUUUUAAAUGACAUAGCUGGCCAAGCCAAAUAAUAAUACU
Messenger RNA from Drosophila novamexicana, 1718 nucleotides. RefSeq lists its product as uncharacterized. Bases 122 to 1711 code for a protein of 529 amino acids. Lineage: Eukaryota; Metazoa; Arthropoda; Insecta; Diptera; Drosophilidae. The transcript is spliced from 2 exons. The record is from RefSeq and is a predicted model, not a curated record.